AUGCAGAAAGGCCCCCGCAGAUCAACCGCCCGGUCGCGUACUCCCAAGGCUUGCGACCGUUGCCGCCGGCAGAAACUCAAGUGCGAUACCAUCCGUCCUUGCGUCUUAUGCACCCGCGCGGGCCACAAAUGUGACACAACUCUGCAGCCCCGGCGUUCUGAGCGUCGACGACCAUCCACCGGCACCCCUUCCGUUGAAUCACCUGACACGCUUGUCUUGCCGGACCGAGUGCCUGAGGCUCCCCAACAAUAUGCCACGGGCACCUCGGCCAUUGCCUUCGCCAGGCAGGUGUAUAAUGAGGAGGAGAUGGGCCGUACCUUGACAGAAGCCUCCGUCCCCGGCGAUAUUGGCAUGGCGGGGACGGAUGAUGACCUUUGGGGUCUGAAAGAAACCAAUCUGCCUCCACAGGAAGUGAUUCUGGCGUUGAUCGACACAUACUUCUAUCGCAUGCAGUGGUUCAUCUUGGUCCUGCAUGAGCCGUCCUUUCGAGAAACGGCCCAGCGGAUUAUUUCUCAACAGCAAUGGAGACGUCGGGAUCUUGGUGCCGUCAUGACUGUUCUUGCGGUCGCUACGAUCAGCCUGCAGGCGGUUCUACCAGACCAGGAGUGGCCCGGACAUAGCCUUCUAUGUGCCCAUUCCAUUGAUGCGAAGGAACUAUUGAAGAAGCUGAUCGCUGAAAUACGCUCCCGUCUCCUCGACCUCCUGGAGGACUGCCGCAUCGAAGGAGUGCAAGUAUGUCUUCUGCUCUCUUGUUAUUACAUGUUUCAUAGCUCCCCAAACCUUGCCUGGACGAUGUUUGGCAUGGCUGCCCGGGCUGGCUACGCCCUCAACCUCCAGUCAAAGAGCCCCUCAUUGCACCCCUCUAUCGCUGAUGAAACCCGAUCCCGUUGUUGGAACCAUAUCAUUGUGUCGGAUACAUUCUGUUCGAUAAUCUAUGGACGCCCCGCCUCUCUGGAGUCUACGAUUGUUCGUCCGCUGCAGCUCGUUGACGACUUGACCAUCGACCCCUGGUUGCUGAACCAGUUUCCCGUCCAUGACGGCAGCGGGCUGACCUCACGAGCUGCCUUUCAUGUCCUGAAAGCAGAAAUAUAUGCAGUCGCUGGAGACAUUCUUCAACGUUUUCGCCGACUCAAUCUGCCAUCCGAAGCAAAGGAACAAGGCCUGGAGGCCAUUGUACAGACCACCCAGGAAUCGGAUGCUCUUCUCAAUAACUGGCGGGCCAGGAUCCCAAGGCUGUACGACUUUGAGUACUGGAAUUUAGAUGGCCGAUGGGACAGGAUGCACGAGCAGCUACAGACGCUUCCCCUUAGCACGAAAGAACAGGUGGAGACAGUUUAUCUCCAGGCUGUGACCCUACAGCUGACGUACGACGGCAUGGUUAUCCAAGCCCAUCGGCCGCUUCUGGAACAAAAGAUGAACAGACUCACCCCGAGGACCGUGAUUGACGCUGUCCAUCGGUCGCUCAGCUUAGCCACGGCGGCAGCUCUCCGUGUGUCUCGGAUCCCGAUCCAUAUCUUCAGGAAUCAUUUUGCUGUAGCAUUUGCAUCGAUGCAGCAAUUCACUGCCGGUGUCAUUCUUUGCAUACCUCCAACCGUUCAACCUCUCACAGCUACCGCUCAUGAGGCAAAAGACGGGGUGGUGAGAAUAAUACGUGCGAGCAGAAGCUUGGUCUGCUAUGAUCGAAUUGCGAGACAGACAGAACAGCUCCUAACAGAGCUCUUGAAAGUGACCAUUCAGCGCGAGUUAACCCAUGCUUUGGCUGAGAACCCAGAGACAAACCCUGAUGCAGCAACCUCCACCCGUCACGGCAGCUCUGUAACCGAGGACUCCAUCACUACCCACGCAGUAAUAACUCCAGCCACAGAUCAAACCUCAGACCCUAUACCAAGGCCUUGGGCAUCGGACCCCCUGGCGGCGGUAAUGGGACCCUAUGACUUUCUCCCGGCGCAGGCAUUCCAGCAACUGGACGAUACCUUUGGGGCAUUUGGCGAAUGUGAGUGUCACUGA
Aspergillus ibericus CBS 121593 is the source of this 2007-nucleotide messenger RNA. Its product is annotated as Zn(II)2Cys6 transcription factor. The record is from RefSeq and is a predicted model, not a curated record. The transcript is spliced from 2 exons. NCBI's taxonomy places the organism in Eukaryota, Fungi, Ascomycota, Eurotiomycetes, Eurotiales, Aspergillaceae. Gene Ontology annotation, molecular function: DNA-binding transcription factor activity, RNA polymerase II-specific; zinc ion binding; DNA binding. Gene Ontology annotation, biological process: regulation of DNA-templated transcription; DNA-templated transcription. Bases 1 to 2007 code for a protein of 668 amino acids.